Portunus trituberculatus (swimming crab) is the source of this 3053-nucleotide messenger RNA. Its product is annotated as GSK-3-binding protein-like. The record is from RefSeq and is a predicted model, not a curated record. The transcript has a single exon. NCBI's taxonomy places the organism in Eukaryota, Metazoa, Arthropoda, Malacostraca, Decapoda, Portunidae. Bases 103 to 528 code for a protein of 141 amino acids. Gene Ontology annotation, cellular component: cytoplasm.
ACAAACAGCACGAAUUCACUCGCCGAGCGAGUUUAGCAGAGGGAGGUUGUAUCGCCCAGUGCUCUUCAUACAUACUAUAUCUCCCCGCCCCUGCUCCGCAAGAUGCCUAGCAAAGAAGAUCUGUGCUUCCUCUCUGAGGCAAAAGCCACCACCACACAAGACUUCUUAUCAAGAGACAUUGACGAUCUAGUGUUAGAAAUCAAAGAGAACUUGAGAUUAAAGUCUCGACCGGCGCAUUUAAGUGGUGGUAAGGCGAAGACCCGCGCAUCGCCCUACAGUGUGCCAUCCCGGACUGAGAGUAAAUGUGGGUGUUGUGAAGGCCGCCGCUGCAUACGUCGGGGCCUGGCGGCGCGGCGAAGCUCCGACGACCCUUACGAGGCGCUGCAGGAGCUGCUCAAGGAUGGGGACCUGAUCAAGGAGGCGGUGCGGCGGCUGCAGCUGGGGCUGUCUCCGAAGCAGCGGGUCUACUAUGACUCUGACGACGAGCUCAGAACGCCGCCUUACCCCUUCGACCAUAUAGAAGUUUGAUUGAGCUUAGUAAAUAAUAGUGUCCUGUCGCCGCCGCCGCUCGGCCGGGUGGCGGCCAUCCACCGCGGCACACCGCUCAUGGCGCCGCCACCAGGGUCGAUCACAACUCAGCCGCCGCCGCCGCCGCCUCCCACAAGCAACAUUCUCCACCCGCCGGCCUGUUUUGAUGCCACUGACCACGCUCAACCAUCGCAGCCACCACUCGGCCACACCAGCCCCCACCGCCGCCACCGGACCAGACUACGCGGGGCCUCCCCCUCCACCAACUCCACUACCACCUGUUGGCCCUCGACGGUGCUGACCACUGCCACCACCACCACCACCACCACCAAUGCACUGCUGGUCAGCUUGGGUCUCUCCACGGCUUGAAAGGGGUCAACCUCAAGACUCCUGACUAGCGGUGCCUGAGCGAGGACCGGCUCGACGUAGGUCGGGUCGUCCCUGCCCUGGGCCACUCCAGUACAAGUGUGGCUAGUGUGGAGGAGGCGCUCGCCGAACACCUGCCAGAUCAGCUUCCCGUCCAACGCCAAGAGGAAGCGUGCGAGGUUCCCCUGCGUGCACCCCGCCGCCCUACCGAGAUCGUGGGGGCGCCGCGGGACAUCUCGUGACGUCUCCCGCGACCAAGGAUGGACACGGAUCUCUUAAGUUAGAUGGUGCCUUUGUCUUCACGCCAAAGGAUGCGGACCAAGCGUUAAAUUAAGAUGCCCUACCGAAAACUUUUCCGUCGCCGGGAACGAAUAAUUGAUCUGGAAAAGUACUAUCUAUAAAUAUCCUAAUCGUCUCCUGACAAAUUUAAGUGAUAAUAUAGUGACCAUGAAGUGUUAUGGUGAGAUUUAGUGGAAAGUCAGUGCGUUACUUAGCCCAUCACCCCAAAAAUAUUGAGCAAUUAUGAAGAUGAACUCGUUAGUUAUUGUCAGGUCCUCUCUGCCUCCCACCGACCAGCGCACUCCUUCCCGGCCGGCAGCGUGCGAUCAGGGAGUGCUGGCUAGGGAUGAUGGCGGUUAGCUGAGUGUAUUCUGAUGGGGUAUUCCUUUUGACAUGAAGUUUUUUUUCUGAUCUCAGUGUAUGCUUGUGUCCAUAGACUGAUCUGAAUGACUUCUUGACUCAACAGACAAAAAAAAAAACGACAUUUGUUAGUGAACAUCUUUCUUAUUCUCUUCUUUUUUCACUGUCAUUCAUCAUUACUUUGGUCAACAAGUUAUGAAAUUACUCAAGUGUUUGUAAAUUGACAAUAACUUUCAAAGUUAUUUAUUGUGUUUAUUCAAUAUUUUAGAUUUUACAUGACUAUUGAGACAUGCUUAGCAAUCUCACUCCCAAGUCCUCAAGUUCCAGUGUUAGUACAAAUAAUAAUAAUAUCCCCAGUUGACUCCAGAGCUCAGGUUUUGUGUUGCUGGCCACUUAGGUUCGUUUCCAAAGCAGCAGCCACAGCAGCAGCAGCAGGGUGUUGAAAUGAGACUUCAUCAUAAGCAAGAUUAAACAAAACUAAAAACAACAAAAAAAAGAACAUGUAAUUGCUUACCAUUACCAAAGAGCUUAGCCACUUUUGUGUGAGGCUAACUUCUAUUAGCAUUAUUAUUCUUGCAUUUUCUUUAGCAGUUUCUCAACUCCAGAUUGUUUUAGUACAGCAGGUUGCAGUAUAACUUUUCUUUAUGGAGGGUGAAGCAGGGUGAGUGUGCAUGCUGGGUGGUUGGUGCAGGUGCUGGAAAGGAAGCUGGUUACCAUGGCACCCUAACUUGUUAUCCUGGGAGCACCACCACCCUUCAGGAAUCAAUAGUCCCUGGCUAGCCACCACCACCACCUCCCUCGCCUCCAGUCACCCAUGCAUCCUCGCAUCACUUGCUGUAAAGAAAAAAAUAAUAACUUCAAAAUUGCCUUGGCCGUCAUUAACAGCUUUUAGUGUUGCAUUAAAAGAAGUAAUAAGGGAUUGAGCUCAAAAAAAUGUAAUAAUGUAGAGGUUGUACAAAGUUUUUUUUUUUUUUUUUUUUUCAACAUCAUUUAUUUUAGCCCUGCUGAUGGAAAUGAUGGAGGAUUUCUCUUUUUGUGUGUCUUAACUUGAAUUUCCAAGCGUUUAUUUAUUGAAGAGUGUGCUGUGUGAAGUGAGAAUUUUCAUUAUUUUUAUUUAUCUUUUUAGCAUGAGUGCUCAGACCUUUUUCUUUAUCUUUAAAUGGUAAUUUUUUUUUUCUCCCAAUGAACAUACAUCUAUUUAUUUUUGAGUGAGGUGUGAAGUGAGGAUACAAUUUUUUCUGUUAGCAUGAGUGGUCUCCCAUCCCGUCGUGUUUUAGGUAUACAUGUGUAGUGACUUCAUAUUGUGUUAUCCUGAAUUAAAUGUGAUAUGUAUUUAUUAAGUCACCUUUUGGACUAUGUUGACCUCUGUACAUAGGCUCUGUUGAAAGGCUUAGGUCAUUGUAAAUAUAUCACAACUAGGAUCAUUGUCUACAAGUGCAUGUUUUAGUGCAUUUACAUAGUUUCUGUAACGGAAAAGACACUGAUGAUGUGUAUUUGUAAUAAAAAAAAAUGAGAGGAAA